Messenger RNA from Filobasidium floriforme, 2792 nucleotides. RefSeq lists its product as uncharacterized. Gene Ontology annotation, cellular component: DNA ligase IV complex. NCBI's taxonomy places the organism in Eukaryota, Fungi, Basidiomycota, Tremellomycetes, Filobasidiales, Filobasidiaceae. Bases 138 to 2672 code for a protein of 844 amino acids. The record is from RefSeq and is a predicted model, not a curated record. Gene Ontology annotation, biological process: nucleotide-excision repair, DNA gap filling; DNA recombination; double-strand break repair via nonhomologous end joining. The transcript is spliced from 14 exons. Gene Ontology annotation, molecular function: DNA ligase (ATP) activity; ATP binding; DNA binding.
CUUGUCUGUCCUUCCUCUUCGCCUUGUAGCGACCGCUCCGAAUUAUUCUCAGACUUGCGAAAUCGAAAACUAAUCAAGUCACUGGUGGGUUGUUCUCUGGUGUCUUGUCCCGAGCGGACACCGCGGCGAUCGUCGUAAUGCAGGUCCAGCCUGAUAGCUUUGAGCAUUUCGUCCGUUUGAUAUAUAACCUCGGUCAGACGAGACCGGACGCCCAUACCCAAUCGAAAGACCGGUUCAAAGCCUUCUUGCGAUCCCUGCCCUGCCCGCUACCUCGACGAUAUGGAACCCACCUGUUCCGGCUCCUCUUUCCGCAUUUCAUGCCGAGAAGGAGGUAUCAGAUGAAGGAGACCGUUCUCGCUAGAAAGUUUUGCGAUGUCAUGCGCCUGAACGAGGUGCAGGCCGGGUCUCUGUAUGGCUGGAACGAAGGGGUUGGGGGAAGGGGGACGAGCGGGUGCUUAGGGGAAGAGGUUGAGAGGGUCAUAAGGAAUGUGAUGAGUAUCAGGGCAACAGGCAAGGUGUCAAACGUUUCGCUGGCAGAGAUCGACAAUCUCUUAGACGAACUAGCAAGCCAUUCGCCGUUCUCACAAGUCGGUGACGCUCAACAUCCAUCACCCCGCUCACAAACCGAUAUCCUCUACGACCUGUUCAUCCGCUCCAACCUCUCACCCUACGCAUGUUCCGUCCUCACCCAGAUCAUCCUGACCGACCUCCGACCGUUGCUUUCUCCCCUUCCACCAGAAGCUCUGAACUUUACAACAGCUCUGCUUGUGGAACACAAGGCGGUUCCGCAAUUGGACAUCUUCGAAGCGCUGGAACUGUGGGAUUGGGAAGCGCGGCUAUUGCACAAGGUAUGGGGCAACUUGGAUGUGGUUCUCGACGAGAUAGAAUCCCGGGGCGGUGGAGCAGGAGGACGACAACGGCCAGCUUUGGGCCUGAUAUCCAAUCCAGUUGAUCUGGUCAGACCUGGGAUUAAUGUCGAGAUACCCAAGUGCGAGAAGGGUCGGUCCAUUCACUCGGCCUUGAAGAUGAUCGCCGGCCCGUCGGGUGACCGCACGAAGAAGAUCUGGGCAGAGACAAAAUACGAUGGGAUUAGAGUGCAAAUACACGUCUGGUCUGAGCCCGAUGACCGACCGCAGAUUCGCCUUUUCUCGAAAUCCAAGCGGGAUAGCACGAUGGACAGACUUGCUUGUCAUUCCAUCAUCAUGGCUUCUCUGGAUUACGAUAUCCAUUCAGAGCUACCUUGCCACCCUGAGCUUCUUCAGAGAAUAAACACAAUACCAAAACUCAGCCGGUCGGACAAAAUCAGAUCGAUCAUCCUUGAAGCGGAACUUUUACCUUACAAUGAGACUUGUCGUGGGCAAGGUCGGGGACCUGGAAUAGAAGAGUUUUGGAAUCUCAGUAGAAUCAGGUCUAACGACCAUUCGCAUCACCGGCACUAUUAUCUUGCCUUUUUUGAUAUCUUGUACCUUGACGGGGUGCCUCUCUUGAAACACCCUUAUGCUACCCGACGACAACGCUUGGAAGAGGUCGUGCAUGCAAUUCCCGGAUUUAGUCAACUCGCAGAGCGAUACCCAAUAGAUCUCUCUCAGGGGAACGAAGUUGCAAAACAACAGUUGGCGACCAUAUUCGCAGCCUCAAACGGACGUAUAGAAGAGGGUCUGGUACUCAAAGCUUCAGAGUCUCCGUAUAAUGACUCGCGCUUGCGAUGGGUCAAACUCAAGCGUGACUAUAUACCUGGAAUGGGCGAUUGUGUCGACCUAGCUAUAAUAGGAAUGGGCUGGGACCGGGACAGAGCCAGAGAAUUGCGAGUCGGUACAUCAGUCCUGACGAGUUUAUACGCGGCGGUUCUCACCAACCCAGAAGAGGUGCUAUCUCGUCAGCAAGUGCCUCAUUUCGAAGUCCUCUUCACCGUCUCUUACGGCUUGAACAGGGAUCAGCUGGAGCGCGUCAAUCGAGAUGUGGAGCUGGGCAAGAUACCCUCAAGGCACUGGCGUAAUGGCGGCAGGUAUUGCCAGAGUAUACCGGGAAUGUCGUAUCGUCUGACCUUGAGGCAUGAUUCUCCACCGCCAAGCGUCGUGUUCAAUCAGCCACUGAACGCGGAGCUCAUGGGCGCAGGCUUUCAAAAGCUGCCAGAAUCCAGGUAUCAUGCGUUGAGAUGGCCACGCGUAGAAAAACUGCACCUGGAUCGAUCCUGGACAGAGGCUUUAUCGGGACUAGAAUACCUGGCUGCAUGUCUCAAAGCUCUUGGACAUAUGGACCGAGACAAUACCAUUUUCGCUGCGCAACGCCAGGCGGGUCUCGAAGCAAGUCUGACUCGGGUCGUUUGUGCACAUCACCUCUCUGGGACCGACAUCGUGGACUUGUCGCCUUUCAAGCCUCGGACCGCGCUUGUGAUCAAGUCCGAAUCCCCAUCUCCGAGAAAGCCACUGCGCGCUACGAAAUCACUGCCGGACCCCAAAGGACACAAACACACUGCCCAACAAACAACAACAACCAAACGACCUGAGCAUUCCCCUUCAAAAGGUGAAAGGGUCCUGAAAAUCAGCCGACGCAGGAGUUUUCCGCGUGUACAUACCAGUCGGCGCUUGACCAAAACCUCAUCUGGACUUCUGCCGGCGCUCGAUAUAUCAACCGCUCCACGAAGUGGUACUCUUGACUGGACUGGGCUCUGAUAGACCUGAUGCAAGGAGAUGCAGGGCCUGGUUUUACAACGCUAUUGCUGUUAGAAUCGAUUCUAGCCCAACGGCAACACUCAGAAACAGCCUCAUCGGAACCAUACCGACCGGUAAAAU